Molecule: messenger RNA, 1312 nt
Organism: Radiomyces spectabilis
Lineage: Eukaryota; Fungi; Mucoromycota; Mucoromycetes; Mucorales; Radiomycetaceae
Product: Rho GTPase activation protein
Exons: 9
Coding region: 59-1282 (407 amino acids)
Biological process (GO): small GTPase-mediated signal transduction
Cellular component (GO): cytoplasm
Molecular function (GO): GTPase activator activity
Source: RefSeq, a predicted model, not a curated record
GCAGUGGUGCCAGUGUUUUAAUUUUUGAUUAUAUUACUUCUUUUCUGAUAGCAUCUUGAUGCGGUUGUCUCCUGCAAGUCCAGAGUAUAAUGGCAUAGCAGCUCUUAAUAUUCUUUACGAGGCUGGCCUAGAUGAAAACAAUAGACCAAUUGUAGUUUUGAGCGCUUGCAAGUUCCCUGAUCCUGAUGUCGUGGAUUAUGACCUCAUUUUAGACUACCUUAUGCAGCGAUUGGAUCAUUUUGUGGAAAAUGAUUACGUGCUUGUUUUCUUCUCGUCACCCGCUCUCUAUCGACCGUCGUGGUUUUGGCUGUUGAAAGCUUAUCGUAUGCUGGAUCGCAAGUACAAGAAGAAUCUCAAGUCAUUGCUGGUCGUCCAUUUAACUACGACUUACCGAGUUAUUUUUGAUUUGGCCAAUCGAAUAGCAAGUCCGAAAUUUGCUCGCAAGUUGCACUACAUCUCAUCGCUGCAGGAACUUGAUGCAAUCAUCCCCUUGGGGCAACUGAACAUUCCACAAGCGGUUGUUGAUUAUGAACUCCAGUUAUCGCCUGUGACCACAUCCGAGUCUUCCCGUUCAGGAACCAAGCGCCGAGUCCAAAAGAAGGUGGUAACACCUUCAGUGGCCUUUGGACGAUCUUUGGAAGAUCUAGCCCAAUUGGAAGGUUACACUGCACAUCCCUCCGACGAUGAUCCAUUUAUUCCUGAAUUCGUGCGUCGGAUUAUCCAGCAUCUAAAGGCAUCAGGACUCCGUCAGGAAGGAUUGUUUCGCAUUCCACCUUCCGCCUCCGAACUGCAGCAAGUGAAACAAGCUUUCAAUCGAGGAGAAACUGUGGAUUUAGCGAAUUACGAUAUUCAUUUAUCAGCCGCUUUACUGAAAGUCUUUCUACGAGAGCUUCCCGAGCCACUGUUAUCCGCUGAUUUGGCCGAUAAACUAGAGGAUUUGACAGACAUGGAUUCGUAUCCCCAGGAGCUUUUGAAGCGGGUUCAUUCGCAGGUGAUGGAGGACUGUAGCAAAAGAGCGCAUGUUGUGGGAUUUUUACAGUAUCUCUUCAAAUUCCUGAACGAGGUAGUACAGCAUUCGAACCGCAACUUGAUGACAGCCCGAAAUCUGGCCAUUGUAUUUGCUCCGACCAUAAUCCGUGCUGCAGGCAGCGACGGAUCUCCCGUACCCACCACGCAGGAUGCGGCGAUUGCGCGUGCUGCUGUUUACAUGCGACAAGUGCAACGCGAUAUGUGUAUUAUUAAAAUACUUAUUCAAGAAUAUCACGAACUAUUAAAAUGGUGAACAAUUGUUUACAUCGCUUAUUUCCAUCCG